UCAGAGCAGACUAGCCUCAAACUCAGGAACUCAGAGAUCUGCCUGCCUCUGCUUCCCGAAUGCUGGGAUUAAAGGCAGGCGACACCACUCUCUGGCCAAGGAUUAUUUAAUUUUUAACGGGAUCAUGGAAACAUGAAAAAUUAUGUGUGCAUGACGGAACGCACCUGUAAUCCCAGCAGUCAGGAGGCAGAGGCAGGGGAAUCAGGAUUUGAAGGCCAGUCUGAGCAACAUGGUGAGAUCCUGUGUGAAAAGGACAGAGAGGGCCGAGCCAGUAAAACGUUUGCUGGGUUGGUAUGAGAACUGAGUAUGACCCUCCAGCACGCACAUGAAAAGCCUGUCACAGCAGGGCUGAGGUAGGCCUUAGGAGACUCCUCGGCCAGUCAGUCUAGCCCAAUUGGUGACCUCCAAGUUGGACGAGAGACCCCGCCUCAAAAUAAGGUGGAAUGUGGUAGAGGUCCUGACAGACCUCUGUCUUCACAGAGACUCACAUGUGGGCGUCGUGCAUACAAUGGGCAUGCAUAAGGGCAUGCAUACACAAGGGCAUGUAUACACAUGUGCACACCCACAGAAAAAGAAAGGCAGAAGGAAGAAAGCAAAGAAAGAAGAAUAAAUAAAGGAGAGGGGGAAAAAAAAGAAGGAAGGGAAAAGAGACGUUUGUACAUUGUGUGAUUUCUGAAUCCUGGUUUUGUUCUCUAUCUAAUGAGGCCAAACCUUGUUCUCCAUGGAGAGAUAAUAUAAUCUUUAGGAGAGCAUGCCGAACAGUCUGAACACAAAGCAACAACGAAUGUUUUACACGCCAAGGACGGGAAGAAGUGCGGGGAAAACCAAGCCUUCUGACCCUGGUUGUUUGUGAGGCCUGAAGCAGCGUCUGAGAGCUGAGGAACAACCAGGCUAAUUUGCUAAAUAUUUUGCAGGCCUAAAAUAUGGAUGGAAUGUCACAGGGCCUCAGCACCCUUCGAAGUCCCAGGCAUGGCGAUGGCAGUAGCCCAGAAGUUCAGCCACCUGCUGUCUAGCCUGUGGCACGUGGGCCAGAAGCCUCUGCAAGCAGAACCGGUGUUUACAGUGGACCGGGCCGAGGUGCCACCGCUCUUCUGGAAGCCGUACAUCUAUGCUGGCUACCGGCCGCUGCACCAGAACUGGUGUUUCUACUUCCGCACACUGUUCCAGCAGCACAACGAAGCUGUGAACGUGUGGACCCACCUCCUGGCGGCCCUGGCCCUGCUGCUGCGGCUGAUCGUCUUGGCGGGGAGCGUGGACUUCCGGGAAGACCCUCACGCUCUGCCCCUCUUCAUCAUUGUCCUGGCCUCCUUCACCUAUCUCUCCUUCAGUGCCCUGGCUCACCUCCUGCAGGCUAAAUCGGAGUUCUGGCAUUACAGCUUCUUCUUCUUGGACUAUGUGGGUGUGGCCGUGUACCAGUUUGGUAGUGCCCUGGCACACUUUUACUAUGCCAUAGAGCCGUCCUGGCAUGACAAGGUGCAGGGUAUUUUCCUGCCCACCGCUGCCUUCCUGGCCUGGCUCUCCUGCGCCGGCUCCUGCUACAACAAGUACAGCCAGAAGCCAGGCCUGCUGGGGCGCUCUUUCCAGGAGGUGCCCUCGGCGCUGGCCUAUGCACUGGACAUCAGCCCCGUGGUGCACCGCAUCAUAGUGUCUCCCCUCCCGGCCGAGGAGGAUCCUGCCCUUCUCUAUCACAAGUGCCAGGUGGUUUUCUUUCUUCUAGCUGCUGCGUUUUUCUCCACGGUUAUGCCUGAAAGUUGGUUCCCCGGCAGCUGCCACAUCUUUGGGCAGGGACACCAAGUUUUCCAUGUCUUUUUGGUGCUGUGUACGUUAGCCCAGCUAGAAGCUGUGACGCUGGACUAUCAGGCCCGGGGGGCCAUCUAUAAGCCUCUGCACGCCCGUUGGCCCCACAACUUCUUCGGUCUCUUCCUGCUCACCGUGGGCAGCAGCAUCCUCACCGCGCUGCUCCUCAGUCAGCUGGUGCGGCGCAAACUCCAUCAGAAGACCAAGUGAAAGCGAGUCGGUGGGAGCUGGCUGGGGUGAGAGAGGAUGCUAGGGGCAAAAGCCUGGACUUGGCUCCAGAUGGGAACGAGGCCUGGUAACGUCGAUUAUAUUUGGCAGGCCAUGACUCCCUGCAUACAAACUCAGUGGCCAAAGUGGUGCUAGCCAAUCCUUGGACCUGGGGAUUGGCUGGGAGCCUCAGAGCCUUGCUCAAUUCCCUGCCCUGGGAGGGGAAGAGAUGAGGGACUCCGGACCGCUCCUCCCUUGCCUCCUCUCAGAGCUGAGGGUUGAGGGUCGGCUUUGGUCACCACCCUGGCUUGGGUUUUCCAGGUCGUUGGGUGAGAAGUAAGACUCAGGCCAGUGUCAAAUUUGAGUCGAGAGGGGAGGGGAAGUCUUAGCGGCCACCACCUACGUGAUCUCGCGGGUGGAGGGCAAAGAAACAGACCAAAAGAUGGGUAGCAUUUUGACUUUACUAUCCCCUGCACCACAGCCUGGAUGGUUGGGUUCCAGAGAGUCCCGAGAGACAAAAGAUCCCCUCCACUGCCCAUAUCGCUGGGUCACAGCCCAGCCACAAAGCCUCACAUCUAGCAUUGGCCUGUA
Rattus rattus (black rat) is the source of this 2595-nucleotide messenger RNA. It is a transcript of the gene Paqr7, whose product is annotated as progestin and adipoQ receptor family member 7. The record is from RefSeq and is a predicted model, not a curated record. The transcript is spliced from 2 exons. Bases 928 to 2007 code for a protein of 359 amino acids. Gene Ontology annotation, molecular function: nuclear steroid receptor activity; steroid binding. Gene Ontology annotation, cellular component: plasma membrane. Lineage: Eukaryota; Metazoa; Chordata; Mammalia; Rodentia; Muridae. Gene Ontology annotation, biological process: response to steroid hormone.